GGGAGAGAGGUGGAGACUACAGCUGGAACGGAGAGCUUUCUUGUGGAGGCGUACAGGGUUUCACCUCCCACCAGGUGUCAGCUGGAGCUUCAGACCGGACAGGAGCCUCUGCUCGGACAUGGAAGGAGUUUUCUUUCUUUUUUAAAAACAGGUUUACUCUUUACUUUUCACUUCGCGUUUGCUUUGGAGCUCGCGGUUCUCCCUGCUGCGCUUGUUUGCACUGAGGUUACACACAGGAGCCGUGCACGAGAGGAGAUUACGGAGCAGUGCUUGUGAAUGGACUGAGGUUAAAAGGCACCAGGGGAUAAGUGCACGUCAAGCCUGCUCUGCGGCAUCAAUAACACCUAUUUCACCGUGCAGCAGUAGCAUGCAGCGAGAGGAGUCCUUUCAGAUGCUUUCCCACUCCAGACAGUGAGGGAAUACGGGUCGGAGAGGAGGAGGCACUUGGGAUAUAUGGGAGGUUUGUUGGAUUUCAUCACCCCGUCGUUGUAAACUUGUGUCCGGGAUGGGGAAGGAGCAGGAGCUGCUGGAAGCCGCCCGGACCGGGAAUGUCGCCGUGGUGGAGAAAUUGUUGAGUGGGAAGAAGGGGAUUCUGGGGUCAGGUUCAGGCUCCAUCCCUCUGCCCAACCUACUGAGCAUGUGGAAGGGCCUGAAUGUCAACUGCACAGACAGCACAGGAUACACACCCCUACAUCACGCUUCACUAAAUGGACACAGGGAGGUGGUACUGAAGCUGCUCCAGUUUGAAGCAGCCACAAACAUCGCUGACAGUAAAGGAUGCUUCCCGCUGCACCUGGCCGCCUGGCGGGGGGACGUGGACAUCGUCCGCAUCCUCAUCCACCACGGACCCUCGCACUGCAGGGUCAACCAACAGAACCAUGAGCGAGAGACGGCGCUUCACUGUGCGGCGCAGUACGGUCACUCUGAGGUGGUGUCAGUGCUGCUUCAGGAGCUCACCGACCCCACCAUGAGGAACAGCCAACAAGAGACCCCCCUGGACCUGGCCGCGAUGUAUGGCCGGCUACAGGUGGUGUGCAUGCUGGUGAGCGCUCACCCCAACCUCAUGACGAGCCACACGCGCCGACACACUCCGCUCCACCUGGCUGCUCGCAACGGACACCACAGCACCGUGCAGACGCUGCUGGAGGCCGGUAUGGACGUCAACUGUGUGACGGAGAAUGGCAGUGCCCUCCAUGAGGCGGCUCUCUUUGGGAAGAUGGAUGUAGUCCGCCUUCUGCUUGACUCAGACAUCGACACCAGUCUGACAGACUGCAAGGGGAGAACGGCUCUCGAGAUCCUGAGAGAUCAUCCUGCACCCAAAUCCCAGCAGAUCACUGCUCUUAUCCAAGAAUACAUGAUGGACGAGAUGGAGAGGAGGAGCAUUGUGGAGGAGCCAGUCCGCAAGUGUCCAGUCCCUGCACCUCGAACCUCCGUCCCCUCACCCUCUGCGUCCCCCUCCCUCAGACACAAGAAUGAUGCUGUGACAAGUGAGCUGUCCAAGCUACUCCACGAGAUCAAAAAGUGCCGGGACAGAGACUACUCCUUCGAGGAGCUCUGCCACACCAUCUCCUCUCACUCCAUGGACAGCUUUGGCAGCGGGCGGCUCUCUGACGAGGAGCGGCCCGACCGACCCAACGGCACUCUGACACGAGUCAAGAGACCGUCCCCGCCUCUCGCAAUGGCUGUAGAAGAGGAAGAGACAGAAAAGAGUUGCGGCCCCGGUGGAUUCUGGGAGGCCCUGACGCCCUGCAACGGCUGCCGCAACCUGGGCUUCUCGAGCCUGUCAGAGGACUCAAAGCCUUCAGCAGAGCUCGUUGCCUCUCCAUCUCUGGACGUUUUCCUGCCAGAGGACGAGGACAACCCGUACGAGUCUGUGACCACAGCCGUCACACGCAAACCCUCCUCGCUCGAUAUCAACCACCGGCUCAACACCUGUCCGCGCAAUGGUCACUUGUCCCAUGUAACGGUGAGUGAGGGGGAGCACAGUAACCACGGCAACUGCUCGACAGGCCCCACUCCAGACUGCUCCCCCCCUUCCCCCGACACGGCCCUGAAGAACAUAGAGAGAGUCAUCCGCCCACAGCCCAAGCAGCGCACCUCCCUAUCUUCAUCCCUGGACGUGCAGAGGCCGGUCACCCACAGCUGCGAGCCCAGCGAGGUGAGCUCGUCUCUGGGAUACGCCAGCUUCAGCACCAGCCCCCCCGCCAGCCCCCCGCUCAGCCCCAACCAGGAGGACUCAGCAGGCUCCAACGACGACUGUCAGCUCACAGACGACGGGCCGUACCAGCGAGACCCUCCUCCACCUCCUCCUCUCUGCUCUUCAUCCACAUCCAACGCCCUGUUGGAGGAUCGCAGGAAGAGCCACAUCCCAGAGGAGUUUGCAGGCCUUCUUCAUGGAUCUUCCCCGGCAUGUGAAACCCCUGAUACGCCUUACCACCUUUACAGCCCCAAGUCUCGAAAAUAUGCCUCCACGGAUGUCCAGAGCAACCUGCUUCAGACCCCAGAGUUCAACAUUGUGAUCGGAGGAGGACCCUCAGAGAUCCUCUCCAGAACGGGGGGCGAGUCGUCCCCUCAAAGGACUGCUGACGAACCCCAGAAGCCGCAGGUGGUGUACCGGACUAUCUUCCACACAAAGGUCAACCAGGACCAACCCUGGUCUACGCUGGGCCACCCACCCUCCUUCUCUGCUGGGCAAAACGGGGACGUUCCAGAGUUACGGGGGACAGGAGGUGCAUCCAAGUGCGGUCCAUCAGGUGCUGGCUUCGAAGAAAGGGCUUGCACCCUGGGGAGAAUGAGGUCCAUGCCCCGCAGUGUGCUGGACCUGCAGCUCUCCAAGUCUCUGUCCAAGUCUGAUUCCAACCUUGUAGCUGUAUCUCCCAUACAGGAGGAGCAAGGCUGGGGGUCUGGGUCUCGUGGCCAGGGGCCCGGCAAUCCAAGCCCAGGAGAGGGUGCCAGCCCAGGGGGAAGACUGGAGAGGACACCCUCGUUCACAGCUGAGUGGGAGGAGAUCGACAAGAUUAUGAGCUCUAUUGGUGCAGGCAUAGGCAGCGGAUUGGACAUCAAGGAGGUCACUUCAGGUCCCCGCUGCCCGAUGCAGUCUGUGGGUCAGUGGCUCGACUCCAUCGGCCUGGUCCAGUACGAGAACCACCUGCUGGCAAAUGGAUUCGACAACGUGCAGUUCAUGGGCAGCAAUGUGGUGGAGGACCAGGACCUGCUGGAGAUCGGGAUCCUCAACUCGGCUCACAGACAGCGCCUCCUACAGGCCAUACGGCUGCUGCCCAGGGUGCGACCGGUCGGCUACGAUGGCAACAACCCCACAUCUGUGGCGGAGUGGCUGGAGUCUCUGGAGCUCGGCGACUACACCAAGUCCUUCCUCAUCAACGGCUACACCUCCAUGGAGCUGGUGAAGAAGAUCUGGGAGAUCGAGCUCAUGAAUGUAUUGAAGAUCAGUCUUAUUGGACACAGAAAACGGAUCCUUGCCUCAUUGGGGGACCGGCUACACGAAGAAACCCCACAGAAACCUCCACGGGCCAUCUCCCUCAGGGAGCCUGUAGGGAACCACACUCCUCCCCAGCUCAGCCCGGCGGUGGGCCAGCCAGCGUACACAGCGGGGGUCCCGGGCGGGUCUCUGGACGUGCAGCACCUCAUCAUGCAGGCGGACGCUCGGCGCAGGCAGCGCAGCAAUGACAACUACUUCGAGGACGUGCCGCGAUCUAAGCUGGAGCGACAGAUGGCCCAAGUCAGCAUGGCAGGCGAAUGGUGUGAGCCAAUCACGUUGCGCCCGCCUAACGAGGCCACCUCGUCCACCCCGGUGCAGUACUGGCAGCAUCACCCCGAGAAGCUCAUCUUCCAGUCCUGCGACUACGAAGCCUACUACCUGGGCUCCAUGCUGGUGAAGGAGCUGAGGGGGACAGAGUCCACACAGGACGCUUGUGCCAAGAUGAGGAAGUCCACAGAGCAGAUGAAGAAGGUGCCGACCAUCGUCCUCUCCGUGUCCUACAAAGGGGUGAAGUUCAUCGACGCCACAAAUAAGAACAUCAUAGCCGAACAUGAGAUCCGUAACAUCUCGUGUGCGGCUCAGGAUCCAGAGGAUCUGUCUACAUUUGCCUACAUCACCAAAGACCUCAAGUCCAGUCACCACUACUGCCACGUCUUCACUGCAUUUGAUGUGAACUUGGCGUAUGAGAUCAUCCUGACCCUGGGCCAAGCCUUCGAGGUGGCCUACCAGCUGGCCCUGCAGGCAAGGAAGAGCGGCCACGGCUCAUCCACGCUGCCGGAGAGCUUCGACAGCAAGCCCAGUAAACCUGUCCCCAAACCUCGAAUCAACAUCCGCAAAUCUAUGGAGCAGCCGUCCAUGGACCAGAAGGGCCACGCCAACGUGCCGUGGAUUGUGGAGCCGGGUCAGGAGGCCAAGAGAGGAGUCAACACCAAGGCAAUGCCGGACGCUCAUGUCUAUUACUGUGGAAUGCAAAGAAUGUAGCCAGCCCUAAACACGGACCUUGUCUCACAUACAAUGCAAAAUGGACUACAAAGGACUACAAACAUGGAUGCUACUCCACAGUGUUUAAGGUUGACUACAACAUUCCUCCACAUGAUGCUUGACACAGUAAACAUAUGACAGACUUUACACACUAACAGACAACGGUCUGCUCUGAAUGUACACUUAUUUGAAAGCCGCCUCAACUUUCUUCAGCGGGAUGUUUAAUGCGCUCGCCUGGGAGGCGUGACCUGUGAACUUUUGGGCGGUCACGGCGCCUCCAUGGAAACUAAGUAUGUUUACAGGGCAACUGUUGCUAACAGACAUGGACUCGCUAAAGGCACCACUGGGCAUGUAUCAGUGUAAGAAUGGGCAUGGGUUUGAGGACGUCUGGCUGGCUCUUUUGGUCUUUUUAUUUUCUUUAAAGUCAGAAAAUAAUACAGAGAUAUAUGCACAAUUGUGUAAAUGUGAUUGGACUAGCUGCAACACGCUAGAGAUGCAACAGGUUUGUCCUAUAACGGAUAUUUAACCUAUGUGAACAAAACAGCAUCUAGCGUUUAAAAAAAAAAAAGUAUUCUAUUCGUAUUGCCCGACAUUUUAAUGUUGAAUAUGAGAGUAUUAUAUUACCAUGAUGAUUAUGAUUAUUCUUGUGCAAUUCUUGUCUACUGUUGUCUUAAUGUUACAUUAUUUUUCUAUGAUAUGAUGAUGAAAACCUUGGGCUUGAGAACGAUGGCCAUCCUUUAAAAUCUGAACCAUAUGAUCAUAUUGUACACAGAGUGAAUGUUGCAGGUGGCUAGCUAACUCUUGUCAGGUCAACCCUCAUUUCUCAUGGGGCUAUACUUAUCUAGCAGAUGUACUAUUUUAAACGCAGUAUUACUGUUUUAUUUGGAUGAGACAUUAUCCGAUUAUAAGAUGUACAUAGAUAUUUUGCCAACUCAUUGUUCAUACAUGUAAUGUAAAAGAGAAAAGAAUAAAGAAUUUGCAGUACAUGGCACUGGAAACAAGGUACCACAAUAAAGGUUGGGAACUAAAAUAAGAAGAAUGAGGUAGAGUGUAUUUUGAGUGAAAAUGGGUUAUUUGGUGACAUCCCUGCUGACCAACUUAUGUACAUAUGCUUGGGCUUCCAGCACACUGAUUUUUGUAAUUUUGGCCAUUAUUUAUAUCCUUGUAAAGCACAUGGAAUAAAAUAUGACUUGUAAAAACCAUAA
This is a messenger RNA of Eleginops maclovinus (Patagonian blennie), 5685 nucleotides long. RefSeq names its product ankyrin repeat and sterile alpha motif domain containing 1B (gene anks1b). Gene Ontology annotation, molecular function: ephrin receptor binding. Lineage: Eukaryota; Metazoa; Chordata; Actinopteri; Perciformes; Eleginopidae. The transcript is spliced from 28 exons. The record is from RefSeq and is a predicted model, not a curated record. Gene Ontology annotation, cellular component: cytosol. Gene Ontology annotation, biological process: ephrin receptor signaling pathway. Bases 506 to 4480 code for a protein of 1324 amino acids.